AUGGGGUCCACGACACCCAUCUUGCCCGUCCCAGGCAAGAGGAACACGCUCAUUACGAGCGCGUUGCCUUACGUGAACAACGUGCCGCAUCUUGGCAACAUCAUUGGUAGUGUCCUCUCUGCCGAUGUCUAUUCACGUUUUUCAAAGAGCAGAGGCCAUCCUACCUUGUUCAUCUGCGGCUCGGAUGAGUACGGAACUGCAACUGAGACCAAGGCGCUCGAGGAGGGUGUCUCACCGGCCGAGCUCUGCGCAAAGUACCAUGCCCUCCAUAAAGGGAUCUAUGAUUGGUUUGAGAUUGCCUUUGACAAAUUUGGUCGCACUCCCACACCUCAACAAACCGAGAUCACUCAAGAUAUAUUCCGCAAGCUCUGGAAGAACGGUUAUAUCGAAGAGCGAGAGACAACUCAGCCCUUCUGCCCAGUAGAGGCUCAUCAUACGUUCCUCGCGGAUCGCUUUGUUGAGGGUACAUGCUCUAUCUGCGGUGACAACGGCGCCCGUGGUGAUCAGUGCGAUAAAUGUGGUAAUUUGCUAGAUCCUUUCGAGCCGGAGCCAGAAGCAGGCGCUCCAGGCGAUGAUCAGGACGUCCAAGCCAAAGCAACGGGUUGGCUUAUUAACCCGCGCUGUAAGCUAGAUGGCGCGACUCCUGAACGGCGAAAGACAAAGCACCUGUAUCUGCGACUCGAUGCGCUUAAGGACGAGAUCAAGUCGUGGUCAGACAAGGCCAGUGUAGACGGCAGCUGGAGCGCCAAUUGCAUUCAAAUCGUGAACUCAUGGAUCCAGAAAGGCUUGAAGGCUCGUGGAAUCACCCGUGAUCUUCGAUGGGGUACCCCUAUUCCCACUGGUCUCGAUGGCCUAAGCGAUGAAGAGUAUGCGAAGAAAGUGUUCUACGUUUGGUUUGAUGCGUGUAUUGGAUAUGUCUCCAUCACAAAGUGCUAUACCGAUGGAGACGACCUCCAAGGCAAGAACUGGGAGAAGUGGUGGAAAAAUCCUGAUGAGGUCUCUCUUGUUCAGUUCAUGGGCAAGGACAACGUUCAGUUCCACGCCAUUAUUUUCCCUGGCUCACAGUUGGGAACUGGCGACAAAUGGACCAUGGUCCACAAAUUGUCCACAACAGAGUACUUGAACUACGAGGACAGCAAAUUCAGCAAGUCCAAAGGAGUUGGUGUGUUCGGAAACAACGCCCAAGAUACUGGCAUCGAGCCAAAUGUCUGGAGAUACUAUCUACUUUCCCGACGGCCAGAAACUAGCGAUUCCGAGUUCAAGUGGCAAGAGUUCGUUGAUGCUAAUAACAACGAUCUCUUGAAGAACCUGGGCAAUUUCAACCAGAGAGUUCUCAAGUUUUGCCAAGCCAAGUACGAUAGCGUGGUACCGGACUAUACGAAGUACACUUCAGCGGAAUUUGAGAGUCAUAAGAAGCAGGUCAAUGCUACACUAAAAGAGUACAUUGCGAACCUAGAGGCGACCAAGUUACGACAAGGCUUGGCUGACGUCCUGUCCAUCUCUGCCCUCGGAAACAAGCUUCUACAAGAUAACAAGCUUGACAACCGCCUUUUGACCGAAGAACCUGAUCGAUGCGCCGCUGUCAUUGGCACUGCACUGAACCAGAUUAAGCUGCUCGCUAGCAUCCUCUACCCCUACAUGCCAGGCACUGCGGAGUCUAUUUUCACACAGCUGGGGCUUGAGCCUUCACCUUUCAUCCCAGAUACCUGGACAGCUGAUGACUUGAAGCCCGGCCACAAGCUAGGUGCACCCAAGCUCCUGUUCACGCAGAUCCCGGCAAGCAAGGUCGAAGAAUGGCGCGAGGCAUACGGUGGUGAAGAAGUCAGAAAACAGAAGGCGCUCGCCGCUGAGAAGGCCGCAGAAAAGAAGGCACAGAAGGAAAGAGAGAAGGAGAAGAAGAGGCUCAAGAAGGAGGCUGCAGCUGCGGCUGCGGCUGCUGCUGCGGCGAACGGUCAGCCUUCUUCGUCGGGCACCGUAGAGACGGCGGAGAAGCAGCAAGAAACUGAUCCCGUCAUUGAAAAAGUCACCGAGGCGCUGGAGAAGGCAGACGUGCAUACAUCCUAG
This is a messenger RNA of Phaeoacremonium minimum UCRPA7, 2064 nucleotides long. RefSeq names its product putative methionyl-trna synthetase protein. NCBI's taxonomy places the organism in Eukaryota, Fungi, Ascomycota, Sordariomycetes, Togniniales, Togniniaceae. Gene Ontology annotation, molecular function: ATP binding; methionine-tRNA ligase activity. The record is from RefSeq and is a predicted model, not a curated record. Gene Ontology annotation, biological process: methionyl-tRNA aminoacylation. The transcript has 18 exons. Bases 1 to 2064 code for a protein of 687 amino acids. Gene Ontology annotation, cellular component: aminoacyl-tRNA synthetase multienzyme complex; cytosol.